Messenger RNA from Thecamonas trahens ATCC 50062, 1935 nucleotides. RefSeq lists its product as uncharacterized. Gene Ontology annotation, molecular function: GTPase activator activity. NCBI's taxonomy places the organism in Eukaryota, Apusomonadida, Apusomonadidae. The record is from RefSeq and is a predicted model, not a curated record. The transcript is spliced from 2 exons. Gene Ontology annotation, cellular component: cytoplasm. Gene Ontology annotation, biological process: small GTPase-mediated signal transduction. The coding region runs from base 1 to 1935 and encodes 644 amino acids.
AUGGUCGACGUUGACGGGGCUUGCAUUGUCCAUGCUGAGUUGAGUUCAGGUGCUGGGGAGGUUCGCAAGGAGUGCAUGGUGACGGCGACGGCGGCGGCGGUGGCGGCCAGGUCGGAGCCGAUGAUGGACGCGGAGGUCACAGUCACAGACGCAGGCAUGGGUAUGAGCAUGGGCGUUGACAAGGACAUGGGAACCGAUAUGGGCAUGGGUAUGGGCAAUGAGAUGGAGGGCCGUUCCAAUCGUGGUGGAGAUGGCGGGAAUGGUGCUGGCGGUGAUGGCACGAGUGUCUUGGGUGGGGAUGGCGCCGGCGGCGGAGGCACUGUUGGCGUAACCAACGCUAGAGAUGGCCAUACAGACUCUGCUCGGAUUGGCCCUGCUCAGGCUAGCUCUGCUCACGCUGGCUCUGCUCACUUCGGUCAUGCUCACGCCAAUGCGGCCGAAAGCCGAUCAACCACUGCUGGUUCUGCCGCUGACGGCCAGAUCGAGGCACGCGCUGUUGUUGCCCAGCUCAGCAGCAGCUCGAACGCGUUGCAGAGUGGGCCGUCUGUAGAAGACACUGCACCGGCGCGGGCCCGCAACGGGAGUUCGGGCAGCGACGGGUUUGUGGUGGUAGAGGACGGGUUUGCGUCGCCGUCAGAGGCCGAUUUGACCGAGGAGGCCAAAGCGCGCGAGGCGGCGUUUGAGGAAGACCUGACACGCGCGCGUGCUCGCGAUCCAGCGGACGUGGCCUCCAUCGCCAGCGCCGCGUUUGUGCGCAUCGUUGACGGCGCCACGAUGGCGACGGCAGAGACACCAAUGGCGGGUGAAGUGUACGGAUCACCGCUUGGCGUCUUUGACAUGGCACGCGCUGCCACGGUCGGCGACCCGGACGCAGUUUAUCUGCACUCCAUCUCGGUUCUAGCGCCACUCUUUGACGCUUCGUAUCGGCUGCUGAUUCUGCCGAACGGCGGUGAGACUGAAGGCGAUGACUCUGAGGCCAGCACGUCGACCAAAAUCAGCUUUAAGCACAUGCGGGCGUGGUACGCUCGCUUUCCGUAUCGGGCGCGCAAGAACGUCAAAGCGGUGGUCAUGUUCAAGCCCUCGCGGCUUGCACGGGCGACGCUCACAUUUCUGCGAUCGGUGGCCAAGGCCAACUAUGAUCAACUGGCGCUACUGCUGCCGCUCAAUGUUGUCGGCCUCUCACCUAGCGAGGCGCGCGCUGCUCUCGAAGAGCGCGUCCACGCCAUGGCGGUCCUGGCCGGAAAGAUGGCCGGCGGCGGCAGCGAGCGUCGUGGGUGGAGCAUGCUCCGCUCGCGCUCGCCGCCGCUCUCGCUCGAUCAGCUCAUUGCGUCGUCGUCGUGUGUCUUUGGCGCCCGGCUCGACGCUAUGACCGACGACGUUUGGGGCUCCGCCGCACCCGUGCUCGUCGAGGACGCAAUCGCCUUUCUCGACACCCCACAGCAUCGCGACACCGAGGGCAUUUUUCGGGUCUCGGCCAACGCCCGCGAGAUCAAGCUCAUCCGUGCUUGCUACGAGUGCGGGCGGCCGUUCCCGUUCGAGCCGCUGCGCGACGCUGCGCUUGCCGCAGCCGUUCUCAAGCUCUUUCUCCGCGAGCUCGCCGAGCCGCUCAUCCCAGGCGCACUCGUCGGCGACCUCCACACCGCCGUCGGCCUCGGCGCCGGGUCGGCACAGCGGAUCGAGGCUGUCGAGGCCGCCCUCGCCCAGUUCUCCGCGCGGCACUUUUCCACACUCGCACAACUCGUCCCGUUUCUGCGCCGACUCGCUCAGACGCCUGCCAACAGCAUGCCCGCAGAGAAUCUGGCCCUUGUCAUUGGCCCGAAUCUCGUCCGACUUGACUCGACCGACAUGACCGCCAUCAUGGCCAUGUCGCAGACCGCGGUGGCCAUCACCCGCAUGCUCAUCGACGAGUCAGACACACUCUUUCCUACACAGUGA